Danio rerio (zebrafish) is the source of this 2671-nucleotide messenger RNA. The record is from RefSeq and is a predicted model, not a curated record. Lineage: Eukaryota; Metazoa; Chordata; Actinopteri; Cypriniformes; Danionidae.
AGUCGCUGAGACGUGUUUACUAAAGACACAAUGCAUGCACAGAUCUGAGAUCAGCACUGUAAUGAGAGGAGGACGUGGGCUGAAGGACUGCAGAGUUUUCAGAACAUGUUUUGAGACUGGUGGAUGCUUUGCUGAGUCAAGAAGUGUAUUCGGGCGACGGCUGGAAAUGAGCAGAUCAGAGUGAUGAUGACGAUGACGAGUAAUUUAACACCAGCAUUGCCAAUGGGAGGAGAUAGCAGAGAUAUGUCAGAACUUGAGGACCGAGUCAGUGAGGGUGUGUGUGUGUGAGAGAGACAGAAAGACACACAGGCACGGACGGGACAUUUCCAAACUACAUUGAAGUUUCCUCCUUUCCCAUCCACUCUUGAUGCCUAAAAAGAGUUAAAUAUCUUCAGUGCGUGAAGAAGAACCUCAACUAUUUGAAUUAUCCACCUCCUCCUCCCCCUCCAAGUAACUUGCAGCAGCUGCCAGUUUCUGUUUACGAAUCAACAUGUAAUUUUCCUUAGUCACUUCUUUCCUGAUAGAAGAAGGAUUUCUCCAUCAUGUCAAACACUCAGGAGCAGAGCCUCAACGAGAACAUCGUCUUCGCUCCGCUAUCAGAGUCCAGUCCGGAGUUUCUGCACUGCGAGGAGGAGCGCUACUGUGUGGAAAGCCUCAUCAGCUCCGGCCCUCAGGCCUUUUACACCCAACUCCAUCAGGAACAAAUCGGGUCGUUUCUGUCGUCCGGAGAGGUGAAGCAGAUCUCCAGCUGGGCUGAGGACUUUCAUCAGAGCGAUGGGCUUCAGGAGGAAGGCAAUGGAGAGGUGGAGGUGGGAUCUGAGGGGGAGGAUUUCUCUGGACAUUAUUUUCCGACUGAAUCAGACACUCCGGCUCCAUGUUUGGAAUUAGGAUGGCCUGAAAGGGCAAUGUGGAUGGACACGGGUCGGGUUAAUGUGUACACCAAUCCUCCAACAGAGCAAUCGCCAUCCAUACGGGAGGUGCUGAGGAGACUAAUACAAGCAGCCACCAGGUUGAUCGCUGUGGUCACCGAUAAAUUAUCAGACAACGCUGUUAUCAAUGACCUGCAAAACGCAGCAUCUCGAGGGGUUCCAGUGUACAUCAUCCUCAAUAAAAGAUCAGUGGAGGAAAAAUGCUCUAUACAUCGCCUUCAGCAUCCGAAUAUCAUGAUCCGUAUUCUCGGAGGUAAAACAUUCCUGACGCGCGACUCAAGGAUGGUGAUUGGAGAACUGAAGGACAACUUUGUGCUGGUGGAUCUGGAGACGGUGAUGUUGGGGAGCUACAGUUUUACCUGGAGUGACACCUAUCUGCACCGUCAGCUCGUCACCGUCAUGAGCGGCCCAGUUGUGGAGUCUUUCGACCGCGAGUUUCGGACUCUUUACGCCGCUUCACUUCCAAUUCCGGACGCCUGGAAAACUGGAAAACAAACUAGCGAGCCCAAAAUAUAUAAGAAACUCCUGCCGCUGAAUAUAAACAAAGUGGAAAUCAGCGAGUUUGUGUCCAGCCCUCCGCCUCCUCCGACCGACUGCGUGCUGGACUGGGAGGCGAUGGGGGUCAUCCGCAGGUUCCCGGACGGCAGUUUGAGUCCUCCAGAAGCGGCUCCAGAGCUCCAGUUCCCCCACCGACACCUGCUGGACAGACUCCCGGUUGGAGGAGGAUGGGAGAUUCCCCAUAAUGACUACAACUCCAGAUUCCUGACGGGAUAUCCAGAGGAGGGCAAGUUAAAUUCAAUGUUUCUGGCAGACUUGCGGCACCCAGAAUAUCAAAGGCCGAGGUACCAUUACUCACCUGGAGAAAUGCAGUGCAACGAGCCGAUGAACAGGUCUCUCCAGAUGGCUGACAGAGUGGCGUAUCCUCUCCUGAACACUGAAAACGAGGAGCGCUUCCCCGUUUACAGAUCUCGAACACACAGGACAGAUCUGAGCUCAGAGGAAGAGCUGGGAUCUGCACUGAGACGAGAGCCGUUCCUCAGGAGAGACAGAGGUUUAGGAGAAACCCUGAACACAGAAACCAACGCUCACGUCAAUCUUAAGAAGCCAUCAGAUCUGUCCCGGAGCAAGACGUUCAGCACUUUGAGUGAUAUUUUUAAGCGGGUCAAUGCUCGGGCCACUUCAGGACAGAUGAAGACAGAAGACAAAGCGACAGGAGUCAGUAAAUCCACAAUGGACCUCAAUUUACAGCGGACAGACAUGCCAUCAAACCCUCGAAACAUCAACAGUGAUAAUAUUGCUCUGACUCCUGCUCUGGCUCUGAUGAAGAAGCGGAACGAUGAGGUCAAAACAGGUCUGCUGCGCAGCAUGCCCAGUGUUUUCACCCCAAGCUUCAGAACUGCUGGUUUUGGCCUGCAGAGGGAGACGUGGAGGUCUCCGUUCAGAAGAAAUGAUGAAGAGCAGUGAAAACACAAAUCGAUGACAUCACCAGUGUUACAGUAAUCACCACGCUUUGCAUUUACUUAUGCAUAUGACACUGAAUAUGAAAGAGGGAGUUUCCUGCUGACCCAAAAUACAUUUUCAUUAGCACUGAUGUCACACUUGAAGAAUAAGACUAUUAAUAUAUGCCUCAUUUACAUGGACUCAUAAUUUAUGGAAUAUAAGGCCAACUGCUUGUACUGCCUACUGUUUAAAAUAUUGUCUCAUUUUAAGUUGAAUUGUAAAUAAAUAUAUAAGAGAGGGGC